UCGAGACUCAUGAACAAAUCAAGAACUUGUGGGGCGAACUUGUGAAGAAAAGAUGGAUCGCUAUGUCUGCUAAUUAUCUGUAAGUUUGGUUUUGAAAAUUCCUUAUUUUCCACCAUGGAAACUCCUUACCCAAUCCCCAUCUCUCCCACGAAAACUCGCAUUGGAUGGAUCGGUAUAGGUGUGAUGGGCGCCGCCAUGGCCACUCGUCUCCUCGCCGCCGGAUACUCCGUCGCAAUUUACGCUCGUUCACCUUCCAAGGCUCUUGAUUUACAGUCAAAAGGCGCUUCUCUCGUUAAUUCCGCUUCUGAAUUAGCGCAGGUCAGUGAUAUUGUUUUCACAAUGGUGGGUCACCCGUCAGAUGUUCGACAAAAUGUCUUAGAGAAGAAUGGGCUCCUACAAGGACUGAAUCCUGGUGGAGUCAUCGUUGACACCACCAGCAGCCACCCAGCUCUUGCCCGCGAGAUAUUUGCUGCUGCUCGUGCUAAGGGUUGCUGGGCCGUGGAUGCGCCUGUGUCGGGGGGCGACAUUGGCGCUAGAGAUGGGAAGUUGGCCAUUUUUGGGGGUGGUGAUGCAGGGGUAGUGAAGUGGUUGUCACCUCUGUUUGAAGCAUUGGGGAAAGUGACAUACGUGGGUGAAGCAGGGUGUGGACAGAGCUGCAAGAUAGCGAACCAGAUAGCGAUUGGGGGAAACCUGAUGGGGCUGAGUGAAGGGCUGGUGUUCGCUGAGCGGGCGGGGUUGGAUGUGAAGCAGUUUGUGGAAGCUGUGAGGGGUGGGGCUGCAGGGUCAAUGGCAAUGGAGCUGUUUGGUGAGAGGAUGAUAGAGAGGGACUUUAGGCCUGGUGGGUUUGCUGAGUAUAUGGUGAAGGAUUUGGGAAUGGGCGUGGAUGUUGUGGAAGAAGGGGAAGAUGUGGAGAGGCUUGUAGUGUUGCCAGGGGCUGCAUUGGCCAAGCAAUUGUUCUCUGCAAUGGUGGCCAAUGGAGAUGGAAAGUUUGGCACUCAAGGGCUAAUCUCCGUUGUUCAGAGGCUUAAUGGCAAAAUAUAUUCGUGUGGAUCUAAAACAUUGCUCAAUUGUCAUCUGGACUCUAAACAAACCAAGAUCCAUGGCGGUGUCUGUUGAUCAUCUGUAAGUUGCUUUUGAUAAAUCCUUAUUCCACCAUGGAAACCCCUUACCCAGUCCCCAUCUCUCCUUCUAAAACUCGCGUUGGAUGGAUCGGCAUAGGUGUGAUGGGCGCCGCCAUGGCCACUCGUCUCCUCGCCGCCGGAUACUCCCUCACAAUCUACGCUCGUUCCCCUUCCAAGGCUCUUGAUUUACAGUCCAAAGGCGCUUCCCUCGUCAAUUCCCCUUCCGAAUUAGCUCAGACUUGCGACGUUGUUUUCACAAUGGUGGGAAACCCAUCAGAUGUUCGACAAAAUGUCUUAGAGAAGAAUGGGCUCCUACAAGGACUAAAUCCUGGUGGGGUCAUCGUU
Messenger RNA from Cucurbita pepo subsp. pepo (vegetable marrow), 1466 nucleotides. RefSeq names its product putative 3-hydroxyisobutyrate dehydrogenase-like 3, mitochondrial. The record is from RefSeq and is a predicted model, not a curated record. Lineage: Eukaryota; Viridiplantae; Streptophyta; Magnoliopsida; Cucurbitales; Cucurbitaceae. Gene Ontology annotation, molecular function: NADP binding; oxidoreductase activity; NAD binding.